Hyaloperonospora brassicae is the source of this 1185-nucleotide messenger RNA. The record is from the annotation of a GenBank genome assembly. NCBI's taxonomy places the organism in Eukaryota, Oomycota, Peronosporomycetes, Peronosporales, Peronosporaceae.
AUGCAGGCGACAAACGCGACCGCGCCGCCGCUCCCUUUCCGCGAACUUGCGCCGCCGUCCCGAAGCCACAAACACGUGCCCAGCGUCGCGCGCCCCACGCCGCAGGCCACGCGCAGACCAUCGACAAAGGCGCUGAUUCUGCAGCAGAAACAGCACCAGGAAGAGCAGCAAGUGACGCUGUCGCGAGCCGAGACGGCCGACGACGCGCUCUUGAGGCAGUCGGUGACGGAAAGCGUUCCGCCGCUGACACGGGAAGAAGAGACAGCAGCGCUUCGGGAGCGGUCGAACUCGCUGGCCGUGCUGGAGUCCAUGCGCUCGCACUUGCCGGGCAACGGGCACGUGAUGAGCGUCAAAGCCACUGGCAAGUUGAAGAAAGAGAUGCGAAAGGCAGCGCGCGUGGUGGAGACGAUUUUGUCGCCAAAGCUGCUGAAGGACCAGUCGAUUCCGCACGAGCUCCUGGCGGAAGCGUACGGGUUGGUGUUUAUCACCAUGUACAAGCUGGGCUUCCUCUUGUCGGGCAAGGUCGGGACAGGCUUUGUCAUCUCGCGCACGACAGGAGGAUGGUCGGCGCCAAGUUUUGUAUCGUCGGGAGGUCUGGGGUUUGGCAUGAUGGCCGGCGGGGAAGUUGUCAACUACAUGAUCAUUUUGAACUCGAGGAAUGCAGUCAAAGUGUUUACUCGAAAUGGACAAGUCCAGCUGGGAUCGGAGCUCGAUAUUGCAGUUGGACCCAUUGGCCGAGCUGCGAGUGCUGCAUUAAACGUGGGGCCAGGUGGAGUUGCGCCGAAUUACUCGUACAGCCACAGCAAAGGACUUUAUGGCGGUAUCGGUCUCUGUGGCGGUGUCAUUUGCACGCGCAAGUCACUGAACGCGAAGUGCUAUGGCCCGAACAUCACUGCGCGGCAGCUCUUGUGCGGCGAGGUCGCGUGCCCGCUAGCUGAGCCGCUCUGGAGAGUGCUGGACAAGGCGCUGAGCAUGCAGCGCGAGUACGUGAACGGCUUUCCUGUGCUUGCACCCACGUACACGGGGAUGGCUUGCGACGCGUGUGGUCAUGUGCAUUCGUUCGGGCGUAACCCCAAUGCCUGCGCCAACUGCGGCAACUUGCUGGUCUACAGCGUCAGUGUGCACUCUGGACGGCGGAACACGAGCCAGCUGAUUGCAUCGGCUUCGAUGCAUUCAGUUGCUUGA